Molecule: messenger RNA, 1732 nt
Organism: Hydra vulgaris (swiftwater hydra)
Lineage: Eukaryota; Metazoa; Cnidaria; Hydrozoa; Anthoathecata; Hydridae
Product: alpha-L-fucosidase
Biological process (GO): fucose metabolic process; glycoside catabolic process
Cellular component (GO): lysosome
Molecular function (GO): alpha-L-fucosidase activity
Source: RefSeq, a predicted model, not a curated record
UUUAGUGAGAUUAUUAAUUCGAUAACAUACAUACAAAGAUUAUGUUCUAACAACGUGUUCGUUCUUAACAUUGCAUUUUGAAAAAAUGCCCAUUCAAAACUUUAUGCUAGUAUUAUUGGUUGUAUUUGUAAAUUUAACAAGUUGUGAAAAACGUUAUGAGCCUUCAUGGGCAUCUUUAGAUAAACAUGUUGCACCAUCUUGGUAUGACGAGGGAAAAAUUGGAAUAUUUAUGCAUUGGGGAUUAUAUUCUGUUCCAAGCUUUGGAACACCAACCGCUGGUAGUGAGUGGUUGUGGAACAGGUGGUCUACAAAAGAAAAAGAAGCUGUUGAUUUUAUGACAAGUAACUAUCCACCCAAUUAUCGAUACCAAGAUUUUGCCCCUCAAUGGAAAGCUGAGUUUUUUGAUGCAAAUGAAUGGGCAGAUAUUGUGGAAAAUUCAGGAGCAAAAUAUUUUGUAAUCACAAGUAAACAUCAUGAAGGUUUUACUUUGUGGCCCUCAAAUGUAAGUUGGAACUGGAAUUCUGUUGAUUGUGGUCCUCAUCGUGAUUUAAUUGGUGAAUUAGCAACUGUGUUUCAUAGUCGAUCUAAUGUGCACUUUGGCAUGUACUAUUCUUUGUUUGAAUGGUUUCAUCCCCUUUUCUUGUUAGAUAAAGCUAAUAACUUCAAGUCACAGGAAUAUGUUCAGACCGUGGUCAAACCUCAGUUGUAUGAUUUUGUAAAUAAAUACAAACCAGAGUAUAUUUGGUCAGAUGGAGACCCAGCUUCUUCAAAAUAUUGGGGCUCAGAGGAGUUUAUUGCUUGGUUGUAUAAUGAUAGUCCCGUGCGUGAUAAUAUACUGGUUAAUGAUCGAUGGGGCCCAGAGGCAUGGUGCAAACAUGGUGAUGUUAAAAAUUGUGCUGAUAGAUUUCUUCCUGGAAAAAAAGUAGACUUCAAGUGGGAAAAUGCAAUGACUUUAGAUAAACAUUCUUGGGGAAAUCGACGAAACACCAAUCUAAAUGAUUAUAUGACUAUGGAAGAGUUGCUCUCAGUUUUAGCUGAAACUAUUAGUUAUGGUGGGAAUUUGCUUAUCAAUGUUGGACCAACUUCAGAUGGAAGGAUAGAGCCAAUAUUUCAAGAACGCUUAGCCCAACUUGGCUCUUGGUUGAAAGUAAAUGGAAAAGCAGUAUACUCAACAUCUGUUUGGAAAUUUCAAAAUGAUUCAGAAUCCGGAAAAAUCUGGUAUACUACUGACAAAGAAUGUGUUUAUGCGAUUAUCUUGCAGAUGCCAAAUGAUGCAAUAUUGACAUUGCAUCAACCUAUACCAAAAUCUUCCUCCAAGGUCUUUAUGCUUGGUAGUUCUAUUUCUUUGCCGUGGGAAGGAAAAGAGGGUAGAUCAGGUAUAACAGUAGAUCUUACUGGUUUGAGGCCUUUGCCGUGUCAAUGGGCUUGGUCACUUGCUUUGAUUGACUUUGAAUAAGUUGAUUUUUCGAUAUUUUAUUUUUAACGUUUGAUGUCAUAUUUAAGUAGUUUAGUAAUUUCUUAAUUUUUAAACAUUUUGAAUGCAUUUUUAAAUAAUUUGAUUUUUGUAUAAUAUACAUACUUUUUAUUUAUUAAUAUGUAUAAUGUUUUAUACUGUAUUUUUAAAGGUCACAUUUAUUAGGUAUUUUUUAUUCGAAUGUUAUUAAAUGUCUAAUUAAUCUAAUUUUUAUUGUAUCAUUACUUGAUGUAUCAGUAACAUUUUCACUUUUUUGAA